AUGUCUGAGUCUGAGCGUUCUCCUGCAUAUGUUGGGAGAAGCUGGCACAAAUACUUUCAGUAUCAAGAAGGCAGGGAUUCCCCCAGCGAAGCCUGCAACGUUCUGUUGAUAAUCUCCGAUCUGAUAGCUGCCGUCACAUUUCAAGCAAACGUGAACCCGCCGGGCAGUGUUUGGCAAGAUAACGACAUUGGGCAUGUGGUAGGAACUGCUAUUUAUGCUUCCCAAAAGGCAGUCUUCUAUAUUUUCUUGAUUUUUAACACCAUGGCUCUUUCUACUUCGCUUCUUCUGGUUUUAUAUCUCACCCACAGGUUCCCUUUCUAUGUGGAAAUAUGGGUUGCCAUUAUUGGAAUGGGCGUUACUUAUGGUUCUGCAAUUUUUGUUGUUACGCCUGGGUAUUCUGUGCGUUUCCGCUAUGUGAUGCUUGCCGCUAUCGUGCCAUGGCUGCUAAGGCUUUUGUUUCAGUUGUUCUGGAGAAUUCAAUCAGUAGAUCUGCAUUUUUAG
Vitis riparia (riverbank grape) is the source of this 501-nucleotide messenger RNA. RefSeq lists its product as uncharacterized. Lineage: Eukaryota; Viridiplantae; Streptophyta; Magnoliopsida; Vitales; Vitaceae. Bases 1 to 501 code for a protein of 166 amino acids. The transcript is spliced from 2 exons. The record is from RefSeq and is a predicted model, not a curated record.